Plectropomus leopardus (leopard coralgrouper) is the source of this 3360-nucleotide messenger RNA. RefSeq names its product DBF4B-CDC7 kinase regulatory subunit (gene dbf4b). Gene Ontology annotation, cellular component: Dbf4-dependent protein kinase complex. Gene Ontology annotation, biological process: positive regulation of nuclear cell cycle DNA replication; regulation of cell cycle phase transition. Gene Ontology annotation, molecular function: nucleic acid binding; zinc ion binding; protein serine/threonine kinase activator activity. Lineage: Eukaryota; Metazoa; Chordata; Actinopteri; Perciformes; Serranidae. The record is from RefSeq and is a predicted model, not a curated record.
CCCGGUUCCUCCUCGAGUACCGUUUGUUGAUUAAACAGCAUUCAAUUCUUUAUCGCAGUCAUUCAGCACUGAAACAAACUAGGAUCCUGGUGUAUUUCUGUAAAGUUGUUAGCUCCUUUACGGCACCAGGAUCAUGAAGCGCCAACAGUAUGCAGAGGAACAAGGUCUUCUGGGCUCACUGUGUCCUGGACAGAAGAAACUGGAGGGGAAGAUCUUUUACCUGGACAGUGUGAAGAAACGCUCGACAGCCCUGCUCUUGGAGGCUGUAGCUCUUCUAGGAGGGAGGGUUGAGAGUUUCCUGCACAAGGAUGUGAGCUUUGUCGUGACUGGAUGCCAAGAGGGCCUGAAGGAGCAGAAGUGUACAGAUACCAAAGCAGGUGCAAAGGGGACAAGUGAAGAAGCCCAGCAUCCUAUAAUGCAGAGAGGGAGCGCCCUCAGCAGUGACAAACGGCGACCUGGAACUCCUAGACCAACGGCCUGUGGCAGCCGUGGGAAGGCCCUGCUUGAAAAAGCCAUUCGCAACAACGAACGACUGCAGGGGAGCAGUGUUUUGGCCAAUGCUCGAUCAUGGGGAGUGAAGAUUUUGUAUGUGGAUGAUGUCCUUUUAUAUUUGAAACAGCUGACUCGAGAGAGCCUCAGUGUGACACAAAAGAGGCCAGAGAGGACUUACACCAAACAAGGUUCUUAUGUUAUCAAAGCUGUACCUUUGAGGUCACCCUUUCUAAAAAUUGAAGACUUGAGCAGGAAAUACAGGCCCUUGCAUAUGCAAUCUAUGACCUUCCCCACUAUGUCGUACCUGGGCCGAUUUAGCCCCUUUGAAACUCCUCCUCCUCGGUUUGAAAAGCAGGCCGAGCAAGGAGAAAAUAAAACAAGGGAGAAGAAAAAAGCUGAAAGCAGCAUUCAGGACAAAUCUCAAACCCCACUCAGCUGUAACCCUUCACCUUGGCGGCCACGCAAAAAGGACCUGUCUUACUGCGAAUGUUGUCAUCAGCCCUUCACUAAUCUGGAGGAGCACUUGCAGUCUGAUCAGCAUCGUUCGUUUGUGCUGGAUCCCUCAAACUACGGUGUGGUGGACCAACUCGUGACUGAAAUGUUUCCUGGAUUCAACCUUAAUCAAGCUGAACAAUCAGAAGAAACACUGAACCGGCCACCAACUCCUUUGCCCAUUUGUGAACUCGAGCCUCUCACUGAUGCCGAGACGGAGCAUGCAGUUCAGGCCCUGCAGAGACAAAGUUCCUCAUUCAGUAUUCACAUCUCCAGUCCUACCAGGGGUCCUCUUUCCUCUGUCCCAGCCAGCCCGUCACCAGAAGUUCAAUUUCCAAUCCCAAAACCACCAGCUGCUCCACCUGUUGACAUCCAGCAUUUCACUGUUAACACAGACUGCCAACUCUCUGACAACAAUACUUAUGCUCUUAGUCCAGUCAUGCCUGUUUUGGAUGUUGAACCACAAGCAAGUGACUCAGCCAACCAGCACCCUGACGCUCAAUGUCUGUCCCCUCGCCCUGACACACCACCUUUUGAUCCUUACCCCCUGCCUCCGGCCCUUAGCCCACAAGCCCUUUAUCCCUCCUACAAUAUGGACCCGCACUCCGACCCUCCUGUCCUCAGUCCUCAAUGGUACCCUGCAGAGAAGGCUGUGGAGGGACAUACUUGUGAAAUGGACAUUGAAAGGAGUGUGUCUCCGUCUGUCCCAGAUCCUGUCUCCUCCCCACAUUUUCCCUCUGUGGCUUUGACAAAUGCAGAAGAAUCAAAAGUAUCAAGCCAAGAAAAUUUUUCAGGAUUUAGUGAGAUCAUAUGUUCCACCAGUGGUUUGGAAUAUGUUGCUCAAUUUUCACGUAGAUCUCGUUCUCUCCCUCGACACUCAACGACUGCGCUAAACCCCAAAAAGCGCUGUAGAUCAGCCAGCCCUGAACACAGCCGGAGCAAAAAGAGGAGGAUUACAGCAGAAUUUGGCUAUAGCAGUUGCUGCACUGAACAAGAGGAUACAUCUGCCAAACUAAAAAAUGACAUUAUGAAAUCUGCGGGUUCUUUACUAUUUGAUAAGGUUUCUUGUCAGGUAAUACAGUCCUGUCUGAUUUCAGAGGUCUCAUCAAUGUGCACUGUGGACACGCUUGGUUCAAAACAGACUUUUACCACGCUCUCUGUGCCUACUGUACGGAAUCUUAGUCAGGCAUCAAAUCAAAUGAACAUUUCGGAUCCUGGGGGUACUUUUAUUGCUGAACAACUAUCGUGGCCACUCUCUUCAAAAGCAAAGAUUUGUGUUUCUCCACUCCACUUUCCCAAGGACAAAUCUCAAAGUGUGUUUUCCAGUCAAGACUCUCAACGCUCACUAUCCCACUGCACCUCAGUGUGCAUCGAGUCAGCCCUCAUCCCAGACUUAGCCGCGCUCUCUUCAUCAUCAUCAGACUCUGACUGGGACUGCGGCCUGCUGUCGCGGCUCGGACGGACUCCUGCAGCCUCUCUGUCACCUCCUGAGCCGAGCUGUGAGCUCGACCAGGAGCUCCUUCACACGCCGUGCACCUGGAUGCACGACACUAGCUACGAGUCACGUCUACACACUGUUCUUCAGCCGACAACGUCGGCAGCCUCGCUGUGUGGGGAAGAGAUGGACUCUUCAUCGUUUUCAAGGACUGUGGUACAGAUAGUUGAGGUUCAGCACUGAUUGUUUCUUGGCCAUUUUUAAAGAACUGGAAGAACCACGGCCUGGAAGUCGCAGAAGGCAGUCUUUAGCCCUUUUUUACACAGAGAUCCAACAAGAAGGUUUCAGUUUUCAGACCUUUCUUUACACCGCCUUUGCUUUUCUUACAGAUCCAAACAAUGGCUGCACAACGCCACACUAAUGUGUGGUUUAAACCAGCAUGCUGGUGUUCAGCUUUGGCCUCUAGUGUGACAUAUAACAAGCGUGUUGGACAGUGCUUUCUAAACAAUAACAAUGACAUAACAUGGCAAUAACAAUGAUUUACCGUCCCUAUUAUAUGGCGGUUGAUUUUGUCCUCUGCUCUGAGGUUAAGGUGCUCCCAAAUCACAAUCCUCCUCAGUUUGUUGACAUUGUGGUUGCUGUUCUUUUUUUCAAAGUUAGCUAGUGGGUUGCAGACAUGACACGUUAAAGUGCCACAUGGCUGUCCCUCUUACACAAAAGUCAACAGAGUGCAGGAAUGGUGUUUUCUUGUAGGUAAACCCGGAAGGUAAUGUCGCCCUGGUUCCCUCAUCAAAAAGCCUAUGGGAUUUUUCUGUUGCAUUUUGGAUCAUUUCAGAAAAUAAGCUCUGUGGUAAACAAAUGUUUAUGAUACUUACACAUUUUGCUCUGCAAGGUAAUCAUCUUUACAACACCACUUUCAGGAUUUUUGAAGCCUAAAUGUA